UGUUAGUUUUAUUUAUUAUUUAUAUAUUUUAAAAGGCAGUUGAGUAGACCCAAUGCUCUAAAAUAAUUGUAUUUGUUCAGCAACGCUGAGAAAGUCAUACACAUUGCAUGAAGUCAUUCGAAAGCGUCUUCUUAUCGACGGGGACGGAGCUGGGGAUGAUCGGAGAAUCAAUUUGUUGUUAAAAACUUUCACAAAGUGGUGCAACUCCUCCGGGUCCCCGGAUGAAAGCUUCACACAGUACCAGAGGAUGCUGGGUACAUUGGCCCAAAGUGAAUUCUCUUUGGGCAAGACGUUGAUGGUCUAUGAUAUGAAUCUCAGAGAGAUGGAGAAUUAUGGGAAAAUCUACUCAAAUAUAGAACAAAAUAUAACUUCAGCACAUGAGAAGAUAGCGGAAUGCAAAAAAGAAAUCCAGAGAGCAAAGCGAGUAAGAAAGAACCGCCAAGAAUAUGAUGCGCUAGCAAAGGUUAUUCAGCAACAUCCUAAUCGUCACGAAACACUCAAACAAUUGGAGGCACUUGACAAAGAACUCCAGCAGUUAUGUAACAUCAAGGAGAAUGUGGAUGCAAAGUUGGAACUACGGAAGAAACAGUUCCACGUCCUACUCAGUACCAUACAGGAACUACAGCAGACGCUUGAAAAUGAUGAGAAAAUGGAGAUUGAUGAAAACAAUCAGCAGAGCCCAUCAGGGAGCGCCGAAUGAGCAUUUGUUUGAAUGAAUAAAUUGAACCAAUUUUGUACGUUAA
Messenger RNA from Syngnathoides biaculeatus (alligator pipefish), 743 nucleotides. RefSeq names its product THO complex 7 (gene thoc7). The transcript has 8 exons. NCBI's taxonomy places the organism in Eukaryota, Metazoa, Chordata, Actinopteri, Syngnathiformes, Syngnathidae. Bases 248 to 700 code for a protein of 150 amino acids. The record is from RefSeq and is a predicted model, not a curated record. Gene Ontology annotation, biological process: mRNA processing; mRNA export from nucleus. Gene Ontology annotation, cellular component: THO complex part of transcription export complex.